AUGUUAGUUGAGAAAAAAUUUUUAAGGAAGUGUGUCGAAGGAAGAAUAAAAUUGUCUCGUGAAACGAUCAAACAAGAGGAUAUUCUGUUAUCGGUGUUACCAAUGCAUAUUGCAUUUGAUGUCAAAAAGGAUUUCGCCGGUGGAAAACAGAAAGCAACGAUGUUUCAUAAAAUAUACAUAACAAAACACGAAAAUAUUAGUAUCCUGUUUGCUGAUAUAUGCGGUUUCACGGCAUUAGCAUCUGAAUGUAAUGCCGAAGAGUUGGUGAUGAUGUUGAACAAUCUGUUUGCUCGAUUUGACGUUCUUGCCAACAAACAUCAGUGUAUGAGGAUUAAAAUCUUAGGCGAUUGCUAUUACUGUGUAUCCGGUAUACCAGACAAAAACGAGUAUCACGCACACUGUGCAGUUGGAAUGGGACUAGAAAUGAUUGAAAAUAUCAAGCUUGUAAGAGAAAUAACUGGGGUUAAUGUUGACAUGCGUGUCGGUAUCCACUCAGGACGAGCACACUGCGGUGUAUUAGGACUUAAAAAGUGGCAGUUUGAUGUCUGGAGUGACGAUGUCACUUUGGCUAAUCAUAUGGAAAGCAGUGGUAAACCAGGUCAAGUGCAUAUAACAGAAGCUACGCUACGUUAUCUUGAUGGUGCAUACAAUGUUAUUCCGGGUGAAGGAAAAAAACGCUCAAAAUAUCUGGCUGAUAGAAACAUUGAAACUUAUUUUAUAGUUGGUGAUGAGAAAACGGUAAAACCGCCACUGUCACGUAUUGGAUCCAUUGCAGAAAAGCGUGAUAAAGGAUUGCGAAUAACCGGCUAUGGCAGUGGAAGUACUCGGCGUGGCAAUCGAAUUGGACCCGAAAAACAACCAUUGGAAACUGAAGUAGAAAGUUUCUUAUUGCAAGGCAUCAAAGCAAUCAAAAAGGAAAAGUGGCGUAACGAACAUUGCAAAAAAUUUACGCUGGAAUUCAAGAAGAACAAGAUGGAAGAUAAGAGAGUUUUUGAAUGCAGUUUGUUGAUCGUUUUAUCGAUAUGUGCUUUUCAUUCACUGUUGGCCAGUCAAAAGGUGUUCAUCUCGUUUCUGAUCGGCAUUAUUUUUUUGAUAUUUUUGUGGUUAUUUGAACAACGACGACUACAUAUUCGUGAAUUUUUGGUAUGGCGUGACGCAAAUCCCGAUUUUCAUAAUGUAUCUUUGUACGAACAAUUUGUUGGUUAUUGCAGGUCUCAAAGUCCAUUCAGUGAUUUACGAGUAUUCAUGACUAUCAUAUCGCUGUUCUCAAUUCUUUUGACUGCUAUUCAAAGCCACCGUUCAGAACUUAUUGCUCGCUUUGAUUUCAUAUGGAAACUUAAGGCUCUAUCGGAAGGCAAAGAAAUGGAAAUACGUCAUGAUCAAAACCGUCAAGUAUUACAGAAUAUAUUACCAGCCCAUGUCGCUGAAUAUUUUUUAAAAGAUGACUCUUCACAACGGCCAGACUUUUUGUACCAUGAAGGUCGUGAUAAUGUGGCUAUUAUGUUUGUUACAAUAACUGAAUUUGAUAAAUUCUACCAAGAAUUAGAUGCAAACAACGAAGGUGUUGAGUGCUUAAGGGUGCUCAACGAAAUUAUUGUCGACUUUGACAAUCAACUGUCAUGCGAAGAGUUCAAGUGCAUUGAAAAAAUUAAAACCAUUUCGACCACAUAUAUGGUAGCAGCUGGCUUGACAGGAAAAGUAAAUGGAAAUGAUCAUGUUGUCGCCGUCGUACGAUUUGCAUUACGACUCUUCGAUGCAAUUCGGAAUAUCAACGAACAUUCUUUCAAUAAUUUCAAUCUACGCGUUGGCAUUAAUGUUGGGCCACUGGUUGCUGGUGUAAUCGGCGUUAAGAAGCCGCAUUAUGAUAUAUGGGGUAAUUCGGUGAAUGUUGCCAGCAGAAUGGAUAGUUCUGGGAUUCCUGGAAAAAUACAGGUAACUGAAGAGGUGAAGAAAAUUUUGGAAGAAGAAGGCUUUGAACUGGAAUGUCGCGGUACUAUCAAAGUCAAGGGUAAAGGCGAAAUGGUGACGUAUUUCUUGAAGGUUCCGAAAGAUGAGUCAAAUGGUGAUCUUAGUUAA
Enterobius vermicularis (human pinworm) is the source of this 2076-nucleotide messenger RNA. Lineage: Eukaryota; Metazoa; Nematoda; Chromadorea; Rhabditida; Oxyuridae. The record is from the annotation of a GenBank genome assembly.